This is a messenger RNA of Mollisia scopiformis, 1452 nucleotides long. RefSeq lists its product as uncharacterized. NCBI's taxonomy places the organism in Eukaryota, Fungi, Ascomycota, Leotiomycetes, Helotiales, Mollisiaceae. The record is from RefSeq and is a predicted model, not a curated record. Bases 1 to 1452 code for a protein of 483 amino acids. The transcript has 4 exons.
AUGGCCAUACUAUACUUCAGUAGCCUUGUCUUCCUGACAUCUCUCAUCACGGAGCUAGUGACAGCUUCUCCAUUGUCAAGUCGUAGUCAAGAUCCGAACAAACAAUGGACGUUCUCAGAGAUUCCACCUUCCCAUGGCCUCGAUACUUGGUAUCCUUGUUUCACCAACUUUACAUGCGCUCUCCUUGACGUUCCACUAGACUAUACCAAUCGAGAUCUUGGAAGAUCGUACAUUCCAAUUAUCAGAUAUGCGGCAACGACCACACCUUACAAAGGCAUAGUGUUGACGAAUCCCGGCGGACCAGGAGGCUCAGGCGUAGAGUUUCUUCAAGAAGCUCUUGGUACAGGACUUCAGGUUGUGGGCACAAAUUAUGACCUCGUUUCCUGGGAUCCUCGAGGAAUUGGUGCCAGUAUUCCUGCAGCGAAUUGCACUUUGCCAUCGAAUCUCAAACGGCGGUCACUUGAACCUCUUACUGGUCCCGAAUUGGCCCCAAUCUUCUUCGAGGCUAGUUAUAAUCAGUCAGUUGCCAUAGGAAUUGCAUGUAAGAACUCCAUUGGAGGCAAAACUCAAGCAGGUCCACACGUGACUACGGCCACAGUCGUCCGAGAUAUGAUCUCCAUGAUUGACGCAUAUGCUGCGAGUGAGAAAGGAAAGUCCUGUGAGGACGCAUCUUUGUUGAAUUACUGGGGUUUCAGCUACGGAACUUUCAUUGGCCAAACAUUCGCAUCAAUGUUCCCCAAGCGGCUUGGAAGAGUUGUGCUUGACGGAGUGCUCAAUCCGGAUGAUUGGGUUCAAGGGACCGGCCAGAAUUUGAUUACGUUCACCGACGAAGCAUUCUCGACUUUCUUCGACUACUGUUAUGCUGCUGGCCAAACGAAUUGUCCGUUCUCGACUGGCACCAAUCCUCAUGACAUCUAUCUCCGUUUCGAAUCCAUGGUCUCCAAACUUAAUGCUACAUACGCAUAUCAACAAGGCUGGAGCAAUGCAACGGCGAUUGAACUUCUGCUCACCGGCAUUAAACAAGUAAUAUUCGCAGAGAUUUACGAACCAAUUGAUGGAUUUCCACCCAUUGCCCAAGCUCUUGUAGCUGUUGAGUCCGUCCUACCCAAUCUCACGCUCUCCGCUCUCGAGGAACUGGAAAAGGACAUAGGACUCGUUAUUACGAACCCACCUGAUGUCACCAUCCCCAGUCUAUGGGAGCGGGCUGUGUUGUGCACAGACACAGGUGGAAUCGCAUACGGGAAAUCAUUGUCUGAGAUUGCUCCGCUGGUGUCACGGGAAGAGAGCGAGAGUUGGCUUGCGGGAGAAGAUCUAUCCGGUCAAGAUAUUAGCUGUGCUGGGUGGCCUAUUACUUCGGAUUAUCGAUAUGCAGGUCCUUUCUAUGCCAAGGUCAAUAAUCCGAUACUAUUCGUCAGCAACACUCUUGACAUAAUUACCCCUCAUCAGAAGUAA